UUCCUUCCUCCCUCCCUCUCCUCCUUCCUUCGAAGCACUGCUCCAGUUCGUAGCUGCCGGUGGCUGUCGCCAUGGGCCACGCGGCGCUGCUGCCGCUGCUGCCCGUGCUGCUGUUGCCGCUGGCGGUGGCCGCGGGCGGCCCGGAGGUGCGCAGCCUGAGGGGGAGCUGGCGGCUCCGCAGUGGGAACGGGUCGGUGUCGCUCCGAGCGGAGGUGCCGGGCUGCGUUCACACCGCGCUGCUCUGCAGGGGCCUCAUCCAGGAUCCAUACUACAGAUUUAAUGAUGUGAUGUACAGAUGGAUCUCACUAGAUAACUGGACUUACAGCAGGACGUUCAAAACUCCUUUUGACGUCAGAAAGUGGCAGAAAGUGAAUUUGGUUUUCGAGGGAGUAGAUACAGUAGCACAGAUCCUGCUCAACAAUGUCACAGUUGGGAGAACAGACAACAUGUUCAACAGAUAUAGCUUUGAUAUUACCAGUGUGAUCCAGGAGGUCAAUUUUGUUGAAGUCCGUUUCUUGUCAGCCGUUUCAUAUGCAGCAGAGCAGAGCAGAUGUCACAAAGCACACAGCAUUCCCCCGGCGUGCCCUCCACCUGUGCAGAAAGGAGAGUGCCAUGUUAAUUUCAUCAGAAAGGAGCAGUGUUCAUUUAGUUGGGAUUGGGGCCCUUCUUUUCCCACUCAAGGAAUCUGGAAAGAUGUUAGGAUUGAGGCCUAUAACCAUUAUCACCUGAUUUACUUUUCUUUAACUCCUUUCUUUGUAAAGAGUGCUCAGCAGUGGUGUCUUGAAGUCGAGUCUAUUUUUGAUGUAGUCAGCUCCAAGCCAGUUGCAGGUCUUGUGACUGUGAACAUUCCCAAAUUAAAAACGCAGCAAACGUUCAGUGUGAGGCUUCAACCUGGAGAAGGCAGCAUUGUGCUGCAUGUAAACAUCAACAAGAGUUCUGCAGUGGAGGCUUGGUGGCCAAAUGGACAUGGAAAGCAAACUGGAUACAACAUGACAACAACUUUUAUGAUGGAGGAAGGAUGCCAGAUUGAGAAGUUUUCAAAGGUUUAUUUUCGAACAGUGGAACUUGUUCAGGAGCCUAUUCCUGGCUCACCAGGUCUGAGUUUCUACUUCAGAAUCAAUGGUCGACCCAUUUUUAUUAAGGGCUCAAACUGGAUUCCAGCAGAUUCUUUCCAGGACAGAGUGACCUCUGACAUACUGAGGCUACUCUUGAAGUCUGCAGCAGAUGCUAACAUGAAUGCCCUUCGUGUUUGGGGAGGAGGAGUAUAUGAACAAGAUGAAUUCUACGACAUUUGUGAUGAAAUAGGAAUAAUGAUUUGGCAGGAUUUUAUGUUUGCGUGUGCACUGUAUCCAACUGACCAGAAUUAUUUAGAAUCCGUAAGAGCAGAAGUUUCUCAUCAGGUACGACGUUUGAAAUCUCAUCCAUCAAUUAUUCUGUGGAGUGGUAACAAUGAAAAUGAAGCAGCACUUGCAAGCAACUGGUUCUCCAUACCUUAUGCUGAUAUAGGAGUCUAUAUCAAAGACUACGUGACGCUUUAUGUGAAGAACAUACGAGAAAUAGUUCUUACUGAAGAUAAGAGCCGUCCUUUUGUUGCAUCCAGUCCCACCAAUGGCUUGGAGUCAGUUAAACAGGGUUGGCUCUCCCAGAAUCCUUAUGACACCCAUUAUGGUGACACACACUUCUAUGACUACAAGAGUGACUGCUGGAACUGGACAGUGUAUCCUAAAACUCGUUUUGCUUCGGAAUAUGGAUUUCAGUCCUGGCCUUCCUUCAGUACAAUUGAAAAGGUUUCUUCCCCUGAGGACUGGUCCUACACAAGCAAUUUUUCUCUCCAUCGGCAACACCAUGAAGGUGGCAAUAUUCAGAUGCUUCAAGAGAUUGGGCGUCAUUUCAAGCUUCCCCAGAGCCCAGAUCCUGUGAAGCAGUUCAAAGAUAUGAUUUACCUCACUCAGGUGAUGCAGGCUCAGUGUAUAAAGACAGAAACUGAAUUCUAUCGUUUUAGUCAAAGUGAAAUAAUCAAUGGAGAAGGACACACAAUGGGAGCUCUGUACUGGCAACUCAAUGACAUUUGGCAGGCUCCUUCAUGGGCUUCCUUGGAGUAUGGUGGUAAGUGGAAACUGCUCCAUUAUUUUGCCCAGAACUUCUUUGCACCGCUGCUGCCUGUGGCCUUUGAAGAUAAAGGAGUGUUGCACAUUUACGGUGUCUCAGAUCUUCAUGUGGACCACAGGCUGACUUUGAGGGUCAUUGUGCACGCCUGGAGCUCUUUGGAGCCAGUAUGCACCCUUGCCACAGAAGGUGUGACUGUUAAAGCACAGAGUGCUGUUCCCAUCUACAAGGAGUCCAUAAGUGACCUUCUGGAAAGAUGCAGAAGUUGUACCAGGACAAGUUGUGUUAUUACUUUCUGUCUCGUGGGAGAAGAUGGGCUCCAGAGUCCUAUGAACCAUUACUUCCUUUCAUCUCUAAAGGAUGCUGUGGGAUUAGAAAAGACCCAUCUUAGUGCCUCUGUAUCCCAACAAGAUGACAUUUAUGUAUUUGUUCUUCAGACCACUGCAAUUGCUCCUUUUGUUUCUCUGGAUGUAGGGAGUAUAAAAGGCAGAUUUAGUGAUAAUGGUUUCCUUAUGACUGAAAAAAAGAAAACGGUUGUGUUUUAUCCUUGGGAACCUACCAGUGUUGAAGAACUAGAAAGUUCACUAAUCUUGACCUCUCUGCUGGACGUUGUCUGAGAAUACUUCAUUUCCUUCUAGAUAAGGAGUGGAACAGGAGGAGGAAAAAAAUUGGAGAAUUUGACUGAAGUUGAAGCGACAUACACUUUGAGCUGGCUGAAGAACAUACUGUCCAUUCCUGUCAUGUGAAUUUUAACUGCUGGUUCAAUGUAAAAAUACCAACAGCAAAGCUUACAUAUAAUAUAUGUGGUUUAUUGAAAGCACA
This is a messenger RNA of Corvus hawaiiensis (hawaiian crow), 2928 nucleotides long. RefSeq names its product mannosidase beta (gene MANBA). The transcript is spliced from 17 exons. NCBI's taxonomy places the organism in Eukaryota, Metazoa, Chordata, Aves, Passeriformes, Corvidae. Gene Ontology annotation, biological process: carbohydrate metabolic process; glycoprotein catabolic process. The record is from RefSeq and is a predicted model, not a curated record. Bases 72 to 2723 code for a protein of 883 amino acids. Gene Ontology annotation, molecular function: beta-mannosidase activity.